AUGAGUGAUCCUAAUAGAAUUGGCGGUGAAUUAGAUGAAUGCAAGGUGUACAAUUUCCAUCAAAAAUCUUUUAUUAAUGGAUAUAAAGCAUCAAAACGGCCUUGGAAAAGUGAAAACAUGACA
Messenger RNA from Dentiscutata heterogama, 123 nucleotides. The record is from the annotation of a GenBank genome assembly. Lineage: Eukaryota; Fungi; Glomeromycota; Glomeromycetes; Diversisporales; Gigasporaceae.